UGAGUUGAUAUUCGUUGUGAUUUUUUCUGCUUUUUUGUUCUAGUUUGUGACUAACAUAAGCUUCCAUAUAUGCGUGACUGCAGAUAACAUGGAAAGAGAAACACGACGGAUUGUCAUCUUAAACGUAUGGGCAUGGCUUGCCUUGGUUUCACUUUUCACUAUUCAUACCAAUUCAGCACUAGAAAAUAACAACCCCGGUUUCAUAAGCAUUGAUUGUGGAUCAGAAGCAGCUUAUUCCCACACCGAAACUGGAAUUUGGUUUGAGACAGACAAUGAUUAUGUUGGAACAGGAAGCAAUCAUAUGGUUUCAUCGAAUGUGAACUUAAACUAUCGCGAUUAUGGGAGACAGUUGAACACACUGAGAUGCUUCCCAAAAGGAGAGAGGAACUGCUACACCCUGAAACCACAGCAUGGUAAAAAUAACAGUAGCAAGUAUCUCAUAAGGGCUUUCUUUUCAUAUGGAAACUAUGAUGGCAAAAAUGAAGCUCCUUCUUUUGACAUGUACAUUGGAGUCAAUCUUGUGGACAAAGUUAAUCUCACUGAUUACGCCGACACUUACUGGUUCACGGAGAUUAUUCAGACUGUGUCAAGUGAAAGCAUAGAUGUGUGCCUUGUUAAAAGUGGCCCCACAAUCCCUUGCAUUGCUUCAUUGGAAUUGAGACCUUUGAACACUUCCAUUUAUCACACUCCCACCGCUGCUCCACAACCACUAUUAUAUCUUCAGCUAAGGAUUGACGUUGGCUCCUCUGCAUUGCCUCCACCUUAUGGAGACUAUUACUUUAGGUACAAAGAUGACGUGUAUGAUCGGAUAUGGCGGUGUGACCUCGAUGAUACGAAUGGUUGGUAUCCCUUGGUUAUGGAAUCUCUUAACUUGGACAGUGGAAGAAGAAGCAGUGAUAUUUAUAAGUUGCCCUCCCAAGUACUAAGAACUGCAGUCCAAUCUCCAAACGUCUCGCACCCUUUACAAUUUGACUAUGACAAUCUUUAUGCGCCCCUGGACAAACCUUAUGAGUACUACGUCUACUUUCACUUUCUUGAAAUUCAGCAACUUCCCAUUGGUAAAAAAAGAAUCAUUAAUAUCACCCUUAACUACCAAACCAUUCUCACACAACCUUUGGUUCUUGAAUACCUCAAGCCUGUCACCAUUGCGCCUCAAAAAACAAGUUCUGGUUCUGUCUUGUUCAAUGUUAGUGCCACGUCAGAAUCGGAUGCUCCACCUAUCCUCAACGCCUUCGAGGUCUAUAAGUUGAUAACACAACUUGAUUUGCCCACACAGGCUAGAGAUGUUGGUGCUAUUGUGGACAUCAAAAGUGCGUACCAGAUCUCUAGAUUGAAUUGGCAAGGAGACCCAUGUGUUCCAAAGCAAUAUGCAUGGGAUGGUCUCAUUUGCAGCUCCUACAACACCGUUCCAAGAAUCACAUCUUUGAACCUGAGCUCAAGCAAUCUGAAGGGGCAGAUAAAUAUGUCAUUCUCAUACCUUACCGAACUAGAAAUCCUGGAUUUGUCACAAAACGAACUGGAAGGAUCUUUACCAGAAUUUCUGGCACAAUUGCCAAAGUUAAAAAUUCUUAAUGUGACAGGGAACAAGCUUUCGGGUCCAAUUCCUAAGGCUCUCAAGGAAAAGGCAGAUUUGCAAUUAAGUGUUGAGGGAAAUCCAUAUCUUUGCACCUCUAGUACGUGCCGCAAGAGAAAGAAGGUAGUAAUUCCGUUGGUAGUAACAUUUGUGGGAGCCUUCAUCAUUCUUUCGAUAGUAUCACUUUCUUUUUUAAGAAGACGACGACUACAAGGUGUCAUGGGUACGAAGAAGCUGAGUUGUUUCAACAAAAUUGAGUAUGUGAACUCAAAUAAACAAGAAUUCACCUACGCAGAGGUUCUAAGCAUCACCAAUAACUUUGAGAAGGUUGUGGGUAAAGGAGCAUAUGGAACUGUCUACUAUGGUUUCAAAGGUGAAACACAAGUAGCAGUGAAGAUUCUCUCUCCCUCAACUCAAGGUUUUCAGCAAUUUCAGACAGAGGCAAAAAUUCUCACUAGAGUACACCAUACAUGCUUGACUCCUCUAAUUGGAUAUUGCAAUGAAGCCACGGCGCUCAUAUAUAAAUACAUGGCCUACGGAGACUUGGCAAACCAUCUUUCAGAUAAAAACCAAAUUUUGCUAAGUUGGAAACAGAGACUUCAAAUUGCUCUGGAUUCAGCAACAGGGUUGGAGUAUCUGCAUAAAUAUUGUAAGCCUCCAAUUGUGCACAGAGAUGUCAAGACUAGCAACAUUUUACUUGACGAAGAUUUCCACGCUAAAGUUUCUGAUUUUGGGUUGUCAAAGAUCUUUUCAAAUGAAUGUGACACCCAUGUACUAACAAAAAUCGCAGGCACCCCGGGAUACAUGGACCCUGAAUAUCAAAUAACAAACAAGUUGACUGAAAAAAGUGACGUCUAUAGUUUUGGAAUUGUUCUAUUAGAGAUUAUCACAGGGCACCCUGCUAUCUUGAAAACCCACGAGAAUACUCACAUAGUUCAGUGGGUAAAUUCCAUGUUAGCUGAUGAAGGAGAAAUUGAUAGUAUUAUGGAUCCAAGGUUACAGGGAAUAUAUGACUCUGAGACUGCAUCGCAAGUUGUACAUGUUGCAAUGGCUUGUCUAGCUCCGAGUUCUAUUAAGAGGCCAACAAUGGAUCAAGUGGUCAAAGAAUUAAAACAAUGUUUUCCCAUGGAGAAUAUUGAUGAUAGUAUAUGUAUAUUCACUGAAUUCUCUGUGGCAUCAAUUAGCGGAGAGAGUUCUCUAGCGAGGUAGUAACAAGGUUUUAAAAAGUUGACAACUGUAAUUGCAACUAUUUUUAGGUUUUUAAGAUUUAUAUUAAAAAUUACAAUUUUUUAACGAAUAAAUUAAAUUACAACUUGAAACUUUGAUUCUUGGAAGUAACUUUUUAAGGUAUUAAUGUAUUA
This is a messenger RNA of Glycine soja, 2934 nucleotides long. RefSeq names its product probable LRR receptor-like serine/threonine-protein kinase At1g05700. Lineage: Eukaryota; Viridiplantae; Streptophyta; Magnoliopsida; Fabales; Fabaceae. The transcript has 13 exons. Bases 89 to 2782 code for a protein of 897 amino acids. The record is from RefSeq and is a predicted model, not a curated record. Gene Ontology annotation, biological process: protein phosphorylation. Gene Ontology annotation, molecular function: ATP binding; protein kinase activity; protein binding.